Yamadazyma jaroonii is the source of this 1617-nucleotide messenger RNA. The record is from the annotation of a GenBank genome assembly. Lineage: Eukaryota; Fungi; Ascomycota; Pichiomycetes; Serinales; Debaryomycetaceae.
AUGAAUAGACUAAAACCUUUUAAGAACCACAUCAGGUUCAAGGCCAAUUUAUGGUUGGCUGGUACGAAUAGACUUUUCAGUACUCCACCAACCAUAAUACAGGAGAAUAAAACCGUUAGUCAAUAUUUAGCUGAUUAUAAACAAUGGUUCCCCAAAGACAAUCUUACCAAUUCCUUAAUAGAUUCUUACGAAAGAUUGAAAUUGUAUCCCCAAGAAACAAUCAAGAUCGGGGUAAUUUAUCAUGACGAACAAAUAAAAAGUAAUUGUAGAAUGAUGGAAACUAUCUUGGCUGAUCCUUUAGCUAGUAAUAAUGAAGAAUGGUUUUAUAAGAUAGUCAACAGGAAUAAACAGGACAAUUUAACCUUUGAAUAUGGGACGAGUCCUGAUAUCCAUGAUUCCAUUUACAAGAUUCCAUCACCAAUUUUAUCAUCGUUGACGAGACCUUCAUAUAUGACCCCCAAAACAAAUAUAACACCUAAUGAUGUGAUUCUUUAUGAAAUUAAUGAUUUAUCAUCAUUUGAUAGAUUCAAUCAUUGUCAUUUCUUCAUUUAUAUUACCGAUAAUAUAACCACCAUAAAAAAGUUACCUAGUUCGAUCAAUGAUCGAAUAUUAUUGACAAUAAUUGAUAAUAGUGAUUUCACUCCAACUUCAAGCGAAUCAACACCCAUACCAAUCAAAAACGAUUCUACAGAACGAAUUGUUAAAGUCAAUACAGAAAUAAGUUACAAAGGAAUAGUGGAAUUUUUAAAGUAUGAUACAAAAGCUCUGAAUAAUUAUCUUGAAUCAUUGGUGGAAAGUAACAAUUUUCAAAUCUUGAAAAUCAUAGGCUAUAAUUUACCUGUGGAAACUUUACUCAAUUGGAACUUGAAGAAGAUUGUAGGUAACAUUAAACAACAAGAAAUCAAUUUCAAAGAAUUGGAAGACUUAUAUGAGUUUUUAAAGACAAAUGUCAUCAAUGAAUUCUCAUCUGCCAUGCACUAUGAAUUGCAAAGAAAAUUCAUUCCUAUAACGACUAACUUUUUCAACAAGAAGUUAAGAUGGUACAAAUUAUACUGGAAGAAUGAUGAUGUUGAAUAUGUUGUUAAAGAUUUUUUCAAUUUGAAUUUCAUGCCUGAAAGUAUAGAAAAUUAUAAUGUCACAAGAGGUAAAAUCAUUAAUUAUUUACAAAAUCACCAAUUCGUGAAUUAUAGUGAAAUAAAACCUCAGUCCAAUACCAAUCCUUUAUUAAGAUUGAAAAACGACAUCAUAUCUCGGAGAAUAAAACAAGAAAUUCAACCAAUAGUAUCCAAAAGUAUUCUUUUGGCGUUGAUAUAUUAUCAAUUACCUGUUACUAUAAUCAGUGGACUAGCAUAUCAAUAUUUUGAUUUUACUUUGAAUGGUUCCAUGGCCAUAUUCAGUUUAGGAAUGGUGGUGGGAUUCAAUUACCUCUCAAAGAAAUGGGAAAGUUUUACUAUCAAUUGGCUAAAGAAUCUUUUUGACGAAGUUAGAAUAGUUAUCGACAAAGAUUGUAUUGAAGAUGGACUUAUAAAAGAAUUAGCUGAUAGAUAUGACGAAGAAAGAAAAAUAAUCGAUAUCAAAAAUGACAUAAUAAAGGGAAUAAAUAUAUUAAAUAAAUAA